Messenger RNA from Meloidogyne enterolobii, 252 nucleotides. NCBI's taxonomy places the organism in Eukaryota, Metazoa, Nematoda, Chromadorea, Rhabditida, Meloidogynidae. The record is from the annotation of a GenBank genome assembly.
AUGAUUUUUAAUAUUUUAUUGUCUUUAAAUUUAUUUUUUAAUAUUUUUAUUUUAUUAAUUCUUCCCUUCUCUUACGAAUUUUCUGCCUCAACAAUUUUUUGUGAACAAUUUCCCGGUGGUAACAAAAUUUUUAAAAAUUUCCUUUUCUCUUCUCAAUUUUCUUUUAAAGAUUCAAUUUGUCAACAAUUUAUGCCCAACAAUAAAAAUAUUAAUAAUAAAAGGAGAAAACAAAAUUGCAAUUACCAGGGUUAA